This is a messenger RNA of Anarrhichthys ocellatus (wolf-eel), 2578 nucleotides long. It is a transcript of the gene fkbp16, whose product is annotated as FKBP prolyl isomerase 16. NCBI's taxonomy places the organism in Eukaryota, Metazoa, Chordata, Actinopteri, Perciformes, Anarhichadidae. Gene Ontology annotation, biological process: protein folding; negative regulation of apoptotic process. Gene Ontology annotation, molecular function: protein binding; protein folding chaperone; peptidyl-prolyl cis-trans isomerase activity. The coding region runs from base 228 to 1661 and encodes 477 amino acids. The record is from RefSeq and is a predicted model, not a curated record. Gene Ontology annotation, cellular component: mitochondrial envelope; endomembrane system; cytosol. The transcript is spliced from 8 exons.
UGCAGGCGAGACAAAGCUUUUUUAUUAAAACUGUAGAUGAAGGCAGGAUUUAGGGAUGCUUUCUGAGUUGGAUUUAAUGAAACACAACAUGGAUUUUUACCUCCUGGAGAUAUUCUAUUUGUUUUGACAGAGUGAAGGUGGCAGAAGUUGGCUUACAACAGAACUACUAACCUCCGCCUAAGUGGAACGUUGGCUCGAACAAGGAGGAUCAUCUCUUUUGGAGGCUAAUGCAGGUGGCAUCCAUCGCUCUCUGCAGUGAAAUGGAGACAGAGCCAUGUUGUGGAGAGCAUGAAGACCCUGCAGUGGAGUGUACAGUGCCUGAGGUAAGAGAGGCUGUAUCCGAGCAUGCUGAUGGGGACAGUCACACCGAGCUGCCCUGUGGGCCUGCAGAGGAAGGCAAGGAGCUGAGAGGGAAAGAGCAGGCUGAAACAGAGAGCUGUGCAGAUGAGAGUAAAAGCGUCGAGGUAAAAAACCCCUCUGAUCCUGAGCAAAGGGGAGACACAGGAUGCAAGGAGCGGAGGAAACUGAAAAAAACAAACAGCUGGAAGAUGGUGAGAUUUCAAGACCCAUCAACAGAGGAUGAUGUGUCGGAGAGAGACAGCUCAGCAGAGAGUCUCUUUCCAGAAUAUAUGAUGGCCGAGUGGACUUCCUCCACCUUUGAGGAGCUGUUUGUGGCAGACGAUUGGCAAGAAAUCACAGAGGACCAGCUGUUGAGAAAGAAGGUGGUGGAGUUCGGGGCCCCGCACACCCUCAGCCCCACCUGGGGCCAAGCGGUUACUGUGAAGAUGCAAUGUGUCCUGGAGGACCGCACUGUGGUGGAGAAGGAUGGCAAGCUUGUCUUUGUUAUUGGAGAGGGAGAUGUAAACCAGGCCCUGGAGGAGUGUGUCAUGUCCAUGCAAAAGGGUGAGAUCACAUUACUCCUGGCAGAUUCACUGUAUGCCUAUGGACUUCUGGGAAGGGAGCCUGAUAUUCCAGCCUGGGCUCCUUUACUCUACCAGCUCCAGCUGCUGGAUGUCAGAGAGAAACCGGACCCGUUAACUCUGCCCAUCGCAGACUGCAUCCGCAUUGGCAACCAGAAACGAGAGCGAGGAAACUUUCAUUUCCAGAGGGAGGAAUACAGCAUGGCUGUCAGAGCCUAUUCUAUGGCUCUGGAUGUGUUAACCACACGCAGCAGAGAUGGUGGCGAGCGUGGCGUGAAGGUUGAGGAGGAGGAGGUGCGGGACUACCGGGUGAAGUGUUUGAACAACCUGGCCACCGCUCAUCUCAAACUGGAGCAGUACAGCGAGGCGCUGCACACCAGCCGGGACGUGCUGACCCUCGAGCCAAACAAUGUCAAGUCCCUUUUCAGGGUGGGAAAGCUCCAGUCAGAUAUGGGGGAAUACAAAGAGGCGAUGGAGGUGCUAAAAAGGGCCUUGAAACUGGAGCCGACCACCAAGGCGAUCCACGCCGAGUUAUCUAAACUCGUCAGAAGGCAAUCAGGAGGCAAAGAUACUCAGGAAUGGAAAGUGAAGCCAGCGGAGAUGCUUGGAGAGAAUAUCGCACCUUUUCUGAUUCCUUCAAAGAAGAAAUUGUCUGGAAUUUCCUGGAAGUUUAUACUCGGAGCUCUGGUUGUGGCCUUGAUCAGCUUAGUGAUGUCAAUGAUCCUGACUGCAAGAAACUGAAGUCCUCUGCGGGAAGCACUUUGAAAAAUCCUCCUCCUCCUGAUCAACAUCAUGUGCAGAGUUUGAUCUCAAGUCCUCUUUAAUUCAUUUGUGAAGAGUUUUUCUACUUUGCAGACUUGAGAAGGUUUGCAAAGCAGCCUGAAGUUGUAUUUAUGGUAGAAAAGAAAAAAGUUUCACUGAAAAGUGUAGAGUAUUUAUGAAAAUGUAGAUCGUACAGCAUCAAGUAAAUACCUGCAGAGAUCUCAUCUUUUCAGUUAUGAGUUUUAUUUGAAAAAGGAAUUUAAAAAAAAAAAAAAAAAAGCUGGAACUUUUGUAAAGAAUGUAACCAAACUGCAAAGAGUAAUUUUCGUAAACAAAUAACACUUUCUACAUCACAAUUAUUAGAAAUAGUUGAUCAGUCCUCCAAUAAUUGAAGGCGUUGAAACUACGAUGUAAUAUUGAUCACGCUGAUGCUGAAUAAAAAUGUACUUUUUCUUUCUCCUUUUGAUUUCUUAAGAACCAAGUUUGGUCUCAAAGGGGAAAAAGGUACAUUCAUUUAAAAAUAUAGUUUUCCAGCGGACAAAAUCAAAAACUAUGUAACUUCAAUUGAAACAUCCUUUAUUUAAUUCAUAAAAUCACUACCAAAUAUAUACAUAAUCUAAGAAAAGUAAGCAUGAUUACAUUACGUACAUUUAUAUUUGUGAAUGUGCAGUUUUCCAACAGUAGAAAUCUUCAUUUUGAUCAGAGAAUUAACAUGAAAAUAUAUUAAAGGCUUGAUAGUUAACUAUUCCAAAGAUUAAAACAUACAAGACAAUAGAAGUCAUUUGGUGUCCUUCAUUGCUCCAUCGGAUCGACCGUCAUCAACCAUCUACAGCCCACAGCAGGCGUUGAGCGUCUUCUUUGGGUUGGAUUGACUCAGUCUGACCUGAGAAUCAGAC